Notothenia coriiceps (black rockcod) is the source of this 1783-nucleotide messenger RNA. RefSeq names its product low density lipoprotein receptor adaptor protein 1b (gene ldlrap1b). Gene Ontology annotation, cellular component: early endosome. Bases 220 to 1152 code for a protein of 310 amino acids. NCBI's taxonomy places the organism in Eukaryota, Metazoa, Chordata, Actinopteri, Perciformes, Nototheniidae. The transcript is spliced from 9 exons. The record is from RefSeq and is a predicted model, not a curated record.
CACAAGCGGGCGUCACGCACAUUAUCCGGUUAAUUUACAUACAAAACACCGCCCAGGGGGACGAACAUGAUAAUCUACCAUCGACUGAAAGCGAACCGUGCGGAGGGGAGAAAAAAACAGCUCAAAAAAAGUUUGUACAGGAGAGGGCUGUUUUAACCCAGUGUUUCGACACAGACAACAGACGCUCGUCGGGCUCUUUGCCCCACUUUGGAUUACGAUAUGGACGCUUUGAAAUCCGCUGGAAGGGCAAUUAUACGGAGCCCCAGUAUCGCCAAACAGUCGUGGGCAGCGGGGAGACAUAAAAAGCUUCCAGAGAACUGGACGGACACCAGGGAGACCCUUCUGGAGGGGAUGGUGUUCCAGCUCAAGUACCUGGGGGUCACAAUGGUUGAGCAGCCCAAAGGAGAGGAGCUGUCUGCGGCCGCUGUCAAGAGGAUAGUGGCCACGGCCAAAGCAAGUGGGAAAAAACUCCAGAAAGUCACAUUAACGGUCUCCCCAAGAGGAAUCAUCCUUUACGACAGUGCCUCCAACCAGAUGAUAGAAAAUAUCUCCAUAUACAGAAUAUCAUAUUGCACAGCGGACAAGAUACAUGACAAAGUGUUUGCCUACAUCGUCCAGAGCCAACACAACGAAACGUUGCAGUGUCAUGCCUUCCUCUGCACAAAGAGAAAAAUGGCCCAGGCGGUGACCCUAACGGUGGCUCAGGCUUUCAGAGUGGCGUUUGAAUUCUGGCAGGCUGCCAAGGAAGACAAAGAGAAGAGAGUGAAGUCGGGUUCGGACGGAGAAGCAGCCAGCAGCUCGCAGUCGGACAGCUCGGCCAGCCUGGGCAGCCUGAAGGGAGGAGAGGUGGCCACAGGAACACUUCUGGACUUGGCAGAGGGAGCCAACAUGGUGCUGGUCCACUCAGGAACAAAGCAGACUGAAUCGGAUCCCUUUACGGUGCAUAAUCAUCCCACAGAGAACAACAAUACUGUAUGGGAGUUGGAGGACGGUCUGGACGAGGCUUUCUCAAGACUCGCUGAGUCUCGCACUAACCCCCAGGUCCUGGACAUUGGGGUAAACCCUCAGGACUUCAACACUGAAGAGUGCCUGUCCCCAGGCAAAUGGGACCAAGAGGACAUAGACUUCCCCCCACAGAAAGACACUUUCUAAAAGUGGAGCCUCUGCCAAGAAGGAAGACAGGGAAACGUGGGGGAUAGAUGUUGGUUACACAUGGUUGGAAACUGUGAGAAGACAAACUUUUUGACACGUUAUCAGUAAGGUUUCCCGCCUUCUCCCUGCUGCCACGCCCUCUGCAGACCAGAGACGGAGACACGAGCAGGCUGCUCACAGAACAGGCCAAAGCAAUAAAAACCAUUUAAUCCCUUUUCUAUGAAAGACACAUGCAGUCAUGUAAUGUUUGUUACAGUCAGUGUAUUACUUCCUUUUUCUGUCGGUUUACCCAUUCACUGUUAGUAAUGUGUUUGUGGUAUGUGCUUGUGUACAUUGCGUUAACGAGUGUGUGUACAGAAUAUAAAUGUACAAAGUGAGAUGUGAGAAUAUGUUGAGCAGGUUGUUACGUGAGGUAAAGGUCAACAAGGGUGCUGUCACAUAUUUGAUUUAGCUAUAUGGAGAAACUGGAUAAGAGGGAAACGUCACGGGUGGAGGCCAGAAAUGCAAAAUAAUAAAGUUACUACCUAUGUGCUUCAAGAAUUCAGCCUUUUGUUGGGCAACAAAAGCUUUAAAAAAAUGUGUGUGUAUUUUGGUCAAAGAGUGCUUGUGUGAAAAAUGGAUGCGAACAAAA